This is a messenger RNA of Closterium sp. Yama58-4, 1446 nucleotides long. NCBI's taxonomy places the organism in Eukaryota, Viridiplantae, Streptophyta, Zygnematophyceae, Desmidiales, Closteriaceae. The record is from the annotation of a GenBank genome assembly.
AUGAGCCACAGCCCGCGCGAAAACAUCCGUGGCUCAGAGCCAGACACAGCAAUCGCGCUGUCACCAGCGACGGUUAAUAUUGGAUACCCGCGCUCCUCCCCUCCUUCCUCUCCGCGCUCCGCCCUUCCUACCUCUACGCGCUCCGCCGCCCUUCCUUCCUCUCUGCGCUCCUCCCCUCCUUCCUCUCCGCGCUCCUCCCCUCCGUCCUGUCCACGCUCCUCCCCUCCGUCCUGUCCGCGCUCCUCUCCUUCUUCCUCUCCGCGCUCCACCCCUCCUUCCUCUCCGCGCUCCUCCCCUCCGUCCUCUCCGCGCUCCUCCCCUCCUUCCUCUCCGCGCUCCUCUCCUCCUUCCUCUCCGCGCUCCUCCUUCCUCUCCGCACUCCUCACCUUCUUCCUCUCCGCACUCCUCACCUUCUUCCUCUCCGCACUCCUCCUCCCCUCCUUCCUCUCCGCACUCCUCACCUUCUUCCUCUCCGCACUCCUCCCCUCCUUCCUCUCCGCACUCCUCACCUUCUUCCUCUCCGCGCUCCUCCUUCCUCUCCGCACUCCUCACCUUCUUCCUCUCCGCGCUCCUCCUUCCUCUCCGCACUCCUCACCUUCUUCCUCUCCGCACUCCUCCCCUUCUUCCUCUCCGCACUCCUCCCCUCCUUCCUCUCCGCACUCCUCCCCUUCUUCCUCUCCGCACUCCUCCCCUCCUUCCUCUCCGCACUCCUCCCCUUCUUCCUCUCCGCACUCCUCCCCUCCUUCCUCUCCGCACUCCUCCCCUUCUUCCUCUCCGCGCUCUACCUGCUGCCCGUCUCUCCUCCUUCAUGUUAUGCUUCCGUGCCAUGCCAUCCCUGUUUCACCCACUGUUUCCCAGUUCUUUUCACUCUCGCGCGCAACUUGUCACGCGCCUUUCCUAGCGAAGCUACGCACAUCACUCCAAUAUUCUGCCCUUCUGUCCCCUCGCCUGCCUCCGCCUCUUCUCCCCACACCAUGCUCGUCAUGCCAUAUUCCCUUCCCGCCAUGCCAUUUCCCCUUCCCGCCUCCCUUCUCCCCUUCCCGCCUCCCUUCUCCCCUUCCCGCCUCCCUUCUCCCCUUCCCGCCUCCCUUCUCCCCUUCCCAGGAAGGAAUGAUGCGCCCGGAAAGGACAGGGCUUUCCGCAUUGGCGGAAGCACUUCUCGCCGUGUUUGACGCGUGGGUGAAGCCGCAUGUGGGACAAGGGAGCGGUUGCACAGCGGGUUCCGCCACCACUCUGGGUAGCCACAGCAGCACCAGCGGUGGGAAAAGCGGGCUGGUGGGGAACGGUUCGGACGGACCCAGGCCAUCAGCAUUGGACGAUCAUCUGGCGUCGCUGCUGACUUCAGGAACCGGAGCAGUGGACGAAGCGGGGCAUUGGUCUGGUGCGGAGGGGGCGGUGGAACUGGUGGGGGUAGUACCCAUGGGUCCGUGGCGGUUAAGGCCGUGA